Nerophis ophidion (straightnose pipefish) is the source of this 7571-nucleotide messenger RNA. Its product is annotated as ufm1-specific protease 1-like. Bases 117 to 842 code for a protein of 241 amino acids. The record is from RefSeq and is a predicted model, not a curated record. The transcript has a single exon. NCBI's taxonomy places the organism in Eukaryota, Metazoa, Chordata, Actinopteri, Syngnathiformes, Syngnathidae.
UGGGUCCGAGUAAACAUACGGAAGAAUUAGGCAGUAACACCAACAAAGGAAGUGUAGCGCAACACUAAGAUAAAAGCGAGACGUUUGCUUAAUAGACACGACUUUUACAAAAGAUUAUGGCGGAACCUGAAAUGGUGAUUGAUUGGGGAGCUUGUGUCGCGCGGGAAGUGGAGGAUUUGGCAAAGAUGAGACCUCUUUUGACGAACGUCCACGUUGGUCUUCCUCCCCCUGUGGCGGACCCCGCCAGGAUGUCUCUCGUUAGAGGAGACUAUCAGUACUUCCACUACGGCUGCGAUGGACAAGAUGACCGAGGAUGGGGGUGUGGAUACCGCACCGUCCAGACUAUGGCCUCCUGGUUGGGCCUCAACAUGAAGGUCGAAACAAGACCUCCACCCAGCCUCCAGGAGAUCCAGCAAGCAUUGGUCUCCGUCAUGGACAAGCCAGGCUCCUUCCUGGGCUCAAAAGAGUGGAUUGGGACAUUCGAAGCAUCCCUGGUCCUGGAUUAUCUUUUUGGUGUUCCCUGUAAACUGGUGCAUGUCAGAGGUGGCGGGGGGGAGUUGGAGAAUGUCGCUGUGGAAGAGGUCCAUCAGCACUUGGCCAGGCGCGGAUGUCCUGUCAUGAUGGGGGGCGACAGGGACAACUCAUCCAAGGGCAUCCUGGGUGUGUGUACUGGGGCCAGUGGAAGUUACCUGCUGGUUGUUGACCCCCACUAUUACGGAGGUCCGCUGGGAAGGGCGGAGACACAACGGCGUGGCUGGGUGGCGUGGAAAAGUGUAUCAUCUCUAAAUCAGUCUUCUUUUUAUAAUCUAUGUUUACCUCAGACUGCCACAAUAGUCCCUUAAACAUGAUUCGGCCUAACACCAGCGUCAGGGCUUAGUUUGAUCAUUUUAUAUUGUAGGGCUCCACGAUUAUGCACGAACGUGAAUCGCAAUUUACUCGCUCUGAUUUAGAGUUGCAUUUCUCUAGAACAAGGGUGUCAAACGUAAAACCUGUCGAGCCCGCGGGAUGAGUUUACUAAGUAUACAAAUGAGCCAAAUUGUUUAAAUCAGGGGUGUCAAACAUACAGCCCGAGGGCCGGAUCAGGCCCGUGAACAGGUUUUACCCGGCCCGCGGGUUGAGUUUGCCAAGUAUAAAAAUUAAACUGAAAUGUUUGAAUGAAUGAAACUGCUGUUCUAAAUGUGUCCACUAGAUGUCGCAAUAGCAAUUCUUUGUAUCUAUGUCAGUGGUUCUUAACCUUGUUGGAGGUACCGAACCCCACCAGUUUCAUAUGGGCAUUCACCGAACCCUUCUUUUGUGAAAAUGAAAUGGUUUUUUUUUUUCAAAUUCAAGACAAAGUUGCAUGUUUUUGGUAACACUUUAGUAUAGGGAACAUAUUCUAAGUAACAACGACUUAAUUUAGAGUUAUUUGGACAGUAGGGGAACAUAUUCUAAGUAAUAAAGACUUAAUUUAGAGUUAUUUGGUUAGGGUUCUAAUAAGGCCAUGCCGAAUAAGAUAGAUAAAUAGUACUUUAUUGAUUCCUUCAGGAGAGUUCCUUCAGAAAAAUUUAAAUUCCAGCAGCAGUGUACAGAGUUGAGAUCAAUUUAAAAAAAGUAAAUAAUGGGGGUUUAAAUGGAAACAAAAUAGAGAAAUAUUACAAUAACAAUAACAAAUAAAAAGCAACAAUGGUAAUAAAAAUAUAACAGUAAAAUAAGAAUAUCAGAAAAGAAAGUAGGCAGUAGUGACCAGGUUAUGAAAACGUAUUGCACUGUUAUUGUUUUGCAUCCCCCGCCCAAUAGAGGAGUUGUACAGUCUAAUGGCGCGUGGGACAAAGGAGUUUUUUAGUCUAUUAGUCCUGUACUUGGGAUGAAGCAGUCUAGCACUGAACAGGCUCCUCUGGCUACUGAUAACGCUAUGCAGAGGGUGACUGGCAUCAUCCAGGAUGCUCACUAGUUUGUCCACAAUCCUCUUCUCUGCCACCAUCACCAGUGAAUCCACUUUCAUUACGAUAAGGCAUUAAUUAGCACUUAAUGACUAUUUAAGAGCCAAUAUGUUACUAAUUUGCAUGUUAAUAAGCAACUAAUUAAUGGUGAAUAUGUUCCCCAUACUAAAGUGCUGCCAUAUUUUUUUUACUGCUGCACAAAAUCAACCGUGCAUGAACAUCACCUUGUUCAAACAACAAAACUAAGACAGUGCAUAAACUCACAACAAAUUACAUACCUGCAAAUCAGUCAGCUGUUGCCGUAUCCGUAAUAUGCCAACAGGGAGAAGUUUGUAUUUACACAAAGAUUCGGGUGUGUUUUGACCUCGGCCGAACCCCUGAGGUCGACUCACCAAACCCCUAGGGUUCGAUCGAACCUUUAAGAACCACUGAUCUAAGUAGAUGAUGCUACAUAUGUAGAAAAUCACAGUCGAGGAAAAUGAGCAAACUACAUAAAUAACAUCCUGUAAUUGGAUUUUGAUAGAAUGUUCUUUAUCUUGAUAGAUUGAAAAUUAACACCAAUGAGUUGACUGAUGAACAUUAUCACAAAAACUUAGAAUUUUGGCAGUAUUAUAAUAAAAGUCGUAAUUUUACUCAACGCAAGUCAAAAUUUUACAACAAAAACUGAACAUUUGUGUAAUAUUAUGAUAAUAGUUGGAAUUUAACUCAAUAACUGUUGCAAUUUAACCAGAAAAGCUUAACAUUUUGGCAAGUUUAUGAAAAGAGUUGUACUUUUACUCGACAAAAGUCACAAUUUUAUAGGAAAACUUAAAAAAUGUUGGCGCUAUUAUAAUAAUCAUCAGAAUUUUGAUUGGCAAAAUUAAGACAAAAGUCACAAUUUUACUCAAAACCCACCCCAAAAAUUGUCAAUAUUGUGAUAAAAGUCAGAAUUGUAUAUGACAAAUGUUGCCAUUUUGCAUUAAAAAGUAAUAACUAGGGGUGGGCAAAUUAAUGCGUUAAUUAUGAGUUAACUCAUCAAUCUAUUAACGCCGACAAUUAUUUUAUCGCGUGGCGCAGUGGUAGAGUGGCCGUGCGCAACCCGAGGGUCCCUGGUUCAAAUCCCACCUAGUACCAACCUCGUCACGUCCGUUGUGUCCUGAGCAAGACACUUCACCCUUGCUCCUGAUGGGUGCUUGUUGGCGCCUUGCAUGGCAGCUCCCUCCAUCAGUGUGUGAAUGGGUAAAUGUGGAAGUAGUGUCAAAGCGCUUUGAGUACCUUGAAGGUAGAAAAGCGCUUUACAAGUACAACCCAUUUAUUUGCGUAUGUUGUUUACAUGCUUUUAUUUUGUUAACGCCUUUUCUUAACAAGAUGGCGUCGAGGGGCUCUUGGUAAAGAUGGAAAAUUUGGCAAAAAUACCGGACAAUUCUGCAAAUUUCAUGGCUGGCUUACAGCGUGGUCACUCCGGGAUCACUUACGACCGCCAGACAAUUCUGGAUGUGGAUAGAUCGGGCCGUUUUGGACUGAAUGACGCGUGCUUGCUAGACCGGCCAGCUAGCAUGGGAAUACUUUGCCGGCUACAUCCAGCGGCCUGUGAAGCAGCGGAGUAUAUGUGUUGUCUGUCUAUUUAUGAAUAAUGCAGACGAGGAGUGUUGGCUGAGUUCUUAACGUUUACUUUCAGAGCGUGCAUAUCACAACAUACAAGAUGCCGUCAUGGCGACACAACCUAUACCGGGCUACCGCGCAUGCUCGUCACUCCUGUUGCAUGCUGGGUAGGGUAGUUAUUUUAUUCCCUGGCUCAUAACAUCACAAUAUAGUACCAUGUAUAUGUGUUCAGUUUAUCAAAGCACCAAGCAAACAAUCGGAAAAUUCCCAUCAUAUCAAUUCCUAGAUAUGGUCAUAAUUAUUUUAAGUGCACUACGCAGAAUAAACACAACAUUAUUAAUAUUGCUACUACGUAUAAUUUGAUCAAAAAUUCCCUAAAACAGCCCACUACCUAUAAUAUAGGUUUUUUAAACAUAAGAUCCCUGAUAAAAAAAAAAUGUUUCUGCUGUUACCUCAGAAAUUGCCUGUUCAGAUGUUAUGAUUGUGGCUCAGAGAUCUGUAUGUAGAUUAUAUUUAUUUUCCAUAACAAACAGGAUAACUUAAAUACCCUGGCAGUGGUAGUAAUAAGCUUAAAUGUUUGUAUUUAAAUUUUUUGAGUUGAUUUUCAUAAAAUGUGCUAUUUAACUGCUACUCUUUAAAAAGGACUGAUUUAAAUUGUGUUUGCACAACAAAUGUUUUGGCGCUUUUGUUCAUGUGGGAGAAUAUUCCAAUAAAGGUGCUACACACUACUUCUGAAUUCAUUAUUGGGCUUUGCGUAUACAAUGCAGUUAAUCGUGAUUAAUCAGAGAAAUAGUGCGAUUAACUUCGAUUAAAAUGUUUAAUCGUUGCCCAACCCUAGUAAUAACUUUACAUAAAAAAGUAAUAAUUUUUAGAGAAAAUAUUGCAAUACAACAGAAACAAAGAAAAUUACAUUUUCACACAAUAAUUAAUAACGACAGAUAAAGCUAGAAUACUAUUAACCGCAACAGGUAAUUAUUAAAACAAAAAGACAUUAAGAUUUGUAAAAUUUCAGAAUGUGCCUGUUCCAUUUUUAUACAAAUAAAACAAUCUGAAGUUGUUCUUUAUUUUUAAGUUAUCGUGCCAUGAUUUUACCAGUCUGGCCCACUAGGGAGUAGAUUUUUCUCCAUGUGCUCCCUGAGCUAAAGUGAGUUUGGCACCCCUGGUUUAAGUGAAAGAAACAGCUAUUCUAAAUGUGUCCACUGGAUGUCGCAAUUGCAAUUAUUUGUAUCUUGUAGAUAAUGCUACCAAUGUAAAAAAAAAAAUCAACCACAUGAUCACAUCACAUCAGUCGAGGAAAAUGAGCAAACUACAUAAAUAACAUCUUGUAAUCUGAUUUUUAUAUUACUUUUGUAUCUUGAUUGAUUAAAAAUGAACACCAAUGAGUUGACUGAAGAACACAUUAUCACAUAAUUUAUUCAGAAAGUAUAAAUAAUGACAAAUAAAGGUAGAAUACUAUUAACCGCAACAUGUAAGUGUAAAAAAAACAACAACAAAAUGAUUUUUACAUUUUCAGAACGGGAUUAUGUUUUUUUUAACAAAACAAUCUGAAGUUGUCUUUAGUUUUAAAUUAUCGUGCCGUGAUUUUACCAUUCAGGCCAACUUCGAAGUAGAUUUUUCUCCACGUGGCCCCCAAUCUAAAAUGAGUUUGACACCCCUGCUCUAGAAGAUGUUAUUUACUGGAAUAUACUGUUCAUCUGGUUUAAUUUUAAAAACUCACUCGUAUUUUAAUUUUUUUUAUUUUAUUAUGCAAUCAUAAAGGGCCACUUGUAAAAGCGAAUAUUAUAUCAAUUUGCCUAUGCAUUUGAAUAUUAUACAUAUAUAUUUUACGUACAUUGUAAAAAAAAUACAGUAAAGACUGGAAACUCAAUUACUAUUACCGUAAAAUAUACAGUGAUUUUACAUUAAAUGGAAAAACAGUACCGCUAUUUUUUAAGGGGAAAAAAACUGGAAGCUUAUAGGAGAAUAACAAUUCCCCUUAAAAAUCUGUUAGUUUUUUUUUAACAAUACUGUAAAUGGAAAAAACGGUACCACUGUUUGUUUUUUUCAUUCUGGCAACAAAGCUGCCAUAUUUUUACCGUGUUUUUCCUUGUAUAAUACACAACGUCAAAACAACCAAGAGACAGACAUACAAGUUUUUUCAAUUUACAGUAAUAUGCUGUAAAAGUGACUGUCAUUUGUACUGUAAAACCGUGUCACUGUGCAAUUUGAUGGAUAUUUUGUUAAAUCAUAAGUCAAGCCGAUAUUUAAGUAUGUUUUUAUUUGAACUAAAAAUAAAAUGGCCCUACGAUGAGGUGGCCUUCCGCCUGAAUGCAGCUGACCCCAAAAGGGACACGCGGUAAGAAAAUGGAUGGAUGGAAAAUAAAAUGUUUGGAAAGUAUGUUAUGUGUUGCAGUAUUGGGUAAUAAUAUAGUUUAAAGGUUAUGUGAUUACAUGAGGUACAUAUCUUUUUUUCUGUCAAAAUAUAUGUCUCUCCAUGCUGCAGCUCACACAUUACCCUAUUAAGGACCAGAUUGAUAAAAAAUGAACGGACAGGUGGAUGUACAUUUUAGUUUUUGUAUGCACCAAACUGCGAAACGCACAAUUCAGUUGGCAUCCGCUUUAAUUGCGAUUGUCCUCAUCCGAGUCAUAGGAGAGCAGAAGGCCUACCCAGGCUGGGGACACUCUGGACUAAUUGCUAGUCAGUCAAGAACCAUUGGAUUCUCUAUACUGCAAGGCUGACAACCACAAAGUCAAUGGGCGAAAAAAUGCAUUGAUUGUAAAUGUGAAUGUUGGCCAUGUGAUGAGGUAGCGACUUGUCCAGGGUCUAUCCCGCCUUCCGCCCGAUUGUAGCUGAGAUAGGCACCGGCGAUCCCAAAGGGAAUAAGCGGUAGCAAAUAGAUGGAUGGAUGGUUGCAAAAAAGACAUACUGUAUUAUUAAACAUUGCCCUCUUUUGUCUGAGCGCUGCUACAACAACAAUAUUUGCACCUCGUCCAGUUCAGUCAUUAAAUCUGCUUAAGCGUUAAAGUACCACUGAUAGUCACACACACACUAGGUGUGGUGAAAUUACCUGCUGCAUUUGACCCAUAUGCUGCUCACUGUUCCCCUCACCUCCCAGGGGGUGGAACAAUACUUUUGAUUGCUAUUGUGUAUUUUGAAUAUUAUGUCUAUUGAAUCCAUAAUGGCUCAGGUCAUUUUAGGUGUUUCAAGUUCAUGCGGGUGGCAUCAAUCAUGCAGGUUGCAGUUUAAUGUUGUUAGAAUGUUUAAAAAAAAGCAUAUUGCGUGGUCCAAAACUACAACUAUUUGCAUUUUUGUAUUGUAAACCAACUGUAAAACAAGUAUUUGCAAAUUACUUAUAAAUUAAUUUAAAUUUGAACAAUCAACUCAGAAUGAGUCCCAAAAAUCUGCCAUUUUCUGUCAGGCGUUCCCACUGUCAUGCCUUUCUGAUGCUUUAUGUCUGUGGCAGGACAGUUGAAGGCCCCACACAAGGUCUCUUGCAACAGUUGCUGUCCAGUUCAGAUGCAUUUUCAUUUUAUUUCCAAAUAACCUGAGGCGUAUAUGACAACAGUUGUAAAGUGGUAUAAAAGUCAGACUUCAACCCCAAAAGGGAAAAGCGGUACAAAAUGGAUGGAUGGAUGGAUAUUGCUGUUGUUUCUCCUUUUUGCAUGUCGAUGCUUUGCUUACAAAAUGCACACACCUAAGAUUUUGUUCAUUGAUUUAGGUAGACAAGCGUGUGCAUUUACGUGCUUGUUAGCGAUGGGGGGGUCGAUCCGUAGCAUGGAUUCCAAAGAUACUUUAGCGAGAGAUAAGGAUAUUUUGCAACUCUUCUGUUUAUUUUUGUUUACAUCUGUGUUUUUGUGUAGUUCAUAUUAAUAAUGUAAUUCAUGUAUUCUAUUGUUUGUACACUCAGGGACUACGUUGUCAAACACAGGGUGGCGAUAGCUACAUAUUUAUGCACUACUGACUUUUUGGUACAGUGGUUCUCAACCAUUUUUCAGUGAUGUAUCCCCUGUGAACAUGUUUAUAAUUGAAGUACUCCCUAAUCAGAGCAAAGCCUUUUUGGUUGAAAAAAGAGAUAAAGAAGUAAAAUACAG